Lytechinus pictus (painted urchin) is the source of this 6910-nucleotide messenger RNA. RefSeq names its product plasma membrane calcium-transporting ATPase 4-like. Gene Ontology annotation, biological process: calcium ion transmembrane transport; regulation of cytosolic calcium ion concentration. The coding region runs from base 31 to 2739 and encodes 902 amino acids. Gene Ontology annotation, cellular component: plasma membrane; intracellular membrane-bounded organelle. Gene Ontology annotation, molecular function: ATP binding; PDZ domain binding; P-type calcium transporter activity. The transcript is spliced from 14 exons. The record is from RefSeq and is a predicted model, not a curated record. NCBI's taxonomy places the organism in Eukaryota, Metazoa, Echinodermata, Echinoidea, Temnopleuroida, Toxopneustidae.
GGAACUCAUGUCUUGGAAGGUAGUGGGAAGAUGGUCGUCACGGCUGUAGGUCUCAACUCACAGACUGGACAGAUCUUCUCCCUCUUGCUUGAUGUCAAAGGUCAACGAGGCCAGAAACUGGAGAUGGAGGAAGCAGCCAUUGGCAAUAAUGACACUAAUAAUGUGCCAGUUGAUGGUAAGGCUGCUGAUGGCAACCUUGAUACAGAAGUUCCAGACACCACACCAGGGGAGGCCCCUCACGCUGGCAAGAAAAAGAUGGUCAUUCCAGAGAGGGAUGAGGGCAUGUCAGAGGGGAAAUCAGUGCUGCAGGGCAAGCUCACCAAAUUGGCCAUCCAAAUUGGAUAUGCAGGUUGUACUGUUGCUGUAGUGACCACAUUGGUCUUAAUUAUCAGAUUUUGCAUCGUGGAAUAUGGUAUUCACAAGCAAAGCUGGGACAACAGUCACCUACAGGAGUUUGUAGAUUUCUUCAUCAUUGGUGUGACUGUGUUAGUGGUAGCUGUUCCUGAGGGUCUCCCCUUGGCUGUCACAAUUUCAUUGGCAUAUUCUGUCAAGAAAAUGUUGCACGAUAACAAUUUGGUUAGGCAUCUGGAUGCCUGUGAGACAAUGGGUAACGCCACAGCCAUCUGCUCCGAUAAGACUGGUACUCUGACCACCAACAGAAUGACCGUUGUUAAGAGCUACAUCGGACAGAAGAUGUACAUAGAGACACCAGGUAACAGUGACAUUGACAGUGAGGCCAGACAUCUCCUGGUGGAAGGAAUCUCAGUCAACAGCAGCUACUCGUCUAGGAUUCUACCUGCAGAACAUCAGGGUGAAAUGCCUCGUCAAGUUGGCAAUAAGACAGAGUGCGCCCUCUUGGGUUUCGUCCUAGAUCUUCAUGAAGAGUACCAGCUUUCGAGGGAUAGAUGGCCAGUAGAGAAGUAUGCCUGUGUAUACACCUUCAACUCAGCCAGGAAGUCCAUGAGUACAGCCGUCCCUCUUGCAGAAGGUGGCUUCAGGCUAUACUCCAAGGGCGCUUCAGAGAUCAUGCUGUCAAAGUGUGAAUACAUUCUUGAUGAGUCUGGUCAGGCACAACCAUUUCCUGCCAGUGAUAAGGAGAAAGUUGUGAAGGAGGUGAUUGAGAAGUGGGCUAUGGAAGGUCUAAGGACUCUCUGUUUAGCCUACAGGGAUAUCACCAGGGACAAACCUACACCCCAGUGGGAGAUGGAGAGUACCGUAGUCAAGGAACUCACCUGUAUUGCUCUGGUUGGCAUCGAGGAUCCAGUCAGAAAUGAGGUUCCACCAGCCAUUGCAGACUGCCAGAGUGCAGGAAUCACAGUCCGUAUGGUGACUGGUGAUAAUGUGAAUACAGCACGCUCCAUUGCCGUCAAGUGUGGCAUCCUGAAGCCAGGAGAUGAUUUCCUGGUACUUGAAGGAAGGGAGUUCAACAAGAGAAUCACAGAAAAUGGAGUCAUCAAGCAGCAUCUGUUAGAUAAGAUCUGGCCCAAACUGAGGGUGUUGGCCCGCUCCUCACCUACAGACAAGCACACCUUGGUCAAAGGCAUCAUUGACAGUAAGCUAACGGCUAACAGGGAGGUAGUAGCGGUCACAGGGGAUGGAACCAACGAUGCACCAGCUCUCAAGAAAGCAGAUGUAGGAUUUGCCAUGGGUUUGGCUGGUACCGAUGUAGCCAAGGAAGCAUCUGAUAUCAUCUUAACAGAUGACAACUUCACCAGCAUUGUCAAGGCUGUUAUGUGGGGGCGUAAUGUCUACGACUCCAUUGCCAAAUUCCUCCAAUUUCAACUUACUGUCAAUUUAGUUGCUGUUACAGUAGCGUUCGUUGGAGCAUGCACAAUCAAUGAUAGUCCUCUGCGUGCUAUUCAAAUGUUGUGGGUUAAUCUCAUCAUGGAUUCAUUCGCCUCAUUGGCUCUGGCCACAGAGAUGCCCACUAACAGCUUACUCAAGCGCAGGCCCUAUGGUCGUACCAAGCCCCUUAUAUCUAGAAUUAUGAUGAGGAAUAUUAUAGGUCAUGCUGCCUUCCAGAUUGUUAUAAUAUUUACUAUUCUAUAUGCAGGUCCACAGAUAUUUGAUAUAGAUGAUGGUUCACAAGAGGGUCCUUCUGGAGCACCCACACAUCAUUUUACCAUUAUCUUCAACACCUUUGUACUAAUGCAAAUUUUCAAUGAAAUCAACUCGCGCAAAGUUCACGGCGAGCGUAACGUCUUCAAUAAUAUCCACACCAAUCCCAUAUUCCUCAUAGUUAUCAUUGGCACCUUAAUCACUCAAGUAAUAUUAAUACAGUUUGGUAGCAUAGUGUUCAGCUCAACGGGCUUGUCCCUAGAUGAGUGGAUGUGGUGUUUCUUCUUGGGUAUCUCCUCAUUGAUCUGGCAGCAGAUCAUUGCCUACAUCCCCACCAAGCAGCUACCCCGUAUCUGUGCGGUGGGUCGCAGCAGUGAGCCGGAGACGCUGCCCACCAUCACGCCGGUGGACGAAGACCAUCCGGACAGGGUGGAUCAUAAACGAGCACAGAUCCUGUGGAUGCGGGGGCUGACAAGACUUCAGCAACAGAUCCGUGUUGUGCACGCUUUCCAGUCAGGUCUCCAGCACCGUAUCGAGCGCAAGAGCCUGAGUAACUCGGUCCACGAGUUCAUGGCCCCUGAGAACAGCUAUGACAUUGAGACGACGAAGCAGAAUGAAGACGCCGCCCCCAUGGUGUCCUUCAGCACGGGUACUGGAACGAGCUAUGAGACCCAGUUAUAAGGGAGCUAGCCGUGCUGUCAAGGUGGAAUUACACAGGAUGAGCAGCUUGUGAAAAUGAGACACAGCAUCGGAAGUGUGAUGCAAACCUGCACAAGGUUGAGCGUCAUCUAGUGCAGUCGCACUAGCAAGGGACAAUAAUGCAAAGGUUUAGUGGACCACGGAGAUUUAGUACAAUAAGUCAGGAUGGCAAAGGUAGACAACUCAUGACAUCUUGCUGAUGACUUGUCCAGUGUGCCGUUGGUGGUGGUGGUGGUGGUGGAGAUACACUGUUUCCUGUAAAAUUAUAUAUCCAACAUUCAGUGUGCACUAUGGUAGCAGGUUUUCUAGUAUCUUUUCCUCUGUUCAUCAACUUUGCUUUGAUGACUUGAUAGCGAGUGUUUGUGAACCAGAGAUUAGAGUAGGGCAGUACACUAUUGGAUGAAUGGGUGACUUCAAGUUCAGUGUUGACCUUUUGGUGUUGGUGUUUGGCCAAUCUUUGUAUCAGCACAACACUAAACUUUGAAUGAAGCUAGUCUUGGGUCACAUCUCACUAGGUAAGGUGUUGAGCUAUAAAUAACGUGACAUGGAUCAUAUUGUAAACUUACAUUAAGUGUUGGAGCUAGGGAAGGCUGGUUGAUAAUGCAUUCAACAUGAGCACUGAACUUGAAAUCACCCGGUGUCUAGGAGUGGGCAUGGUCAAUGAUGGAGGUAUAUGACGCAACCCUAGUUGCCGUGUAUGUUCAUGUCAGUACAUAAACAUUUUGAUAUAAAAGUGGAAGCAUCUAUCAGGUCAAUAGUGUAAAUGUGUUAGUUUAUAAUAAACAUGACUAUAUAUACUUGAAUCUUAUAUAAAAACAGUAGCAUAUGAGUCACUCAGUAAGAAGUGAGUUUGAUGUUAUUCUUACUAUUUAUAACCUGAUUCAAAAGAAAACGAACUCCAAGGGGUGUGUGUAAGAAUUACUUGAACAGUCUCUUUUCAUUCUGGAUAUUGCCAUGGUGUGUAUCUGUGUAUAUAGUGUGUACAUAUAUACUGCCUCCUUAGCAAGAAUUAACAAAAGAAUAAAAAAAAUAUCACAAGUGUGAAAGCUCUAGAUGUCGUGCAGUAGCAUCAACGUGCAUUAAAGUAGAGUCUUGUAUUUGUCAUGUACUUGGUGUAUUACAAAACAUUGAAGGAACACAGUUGAAACAUGAAUCUAAUAUGUUGUCUUUCAUGAUAAUCUUUUUAAGUAAUAGUUCUUAUGUGUGAUCAUUCCCUAUUUAGACAUUUUUUCUUUGAUUAUCAGUUUCAUUUUUUUUCUUGUAGUGUUGUUGAGAAAAUUAGAGACUUCAGUCUUGGAUGAGAGCCAAGUAUACAUAGAAUCAAAUAGCAUGUAUGAAAGACUUAGUGUAAGAUUGUUUUCUAUACUGUCUUAUGUCAUUGGUUAUUUGAAGAAAAGACAGUAUUUGUUGCUUCUUCUUUUAUUUCAUGCUUAUUUCCAUAUGACAGUGAAUGGAUGACCUUUGAUACUUGGUAGAUUUGUAUAUACAUGAAAGAACAAUGAAGAUUCUGUUGAAUGCAAUGUAAAUUCAAUGUUUUUAUACUCGUUCUGAUUUUUACCAAGCACUCCUUCACUACAUACGCAGGAGUACGCGUAAGCUCACCUUUUUGCAUAAAAGCACAAGCUUGUAGAUAGCCAAUCUUUUGAAAUUAAGAAAAAAUGUUACCUCUGAUAUGAAAAUAAGAUGUGAAUAACUCAAUACCUCUGUCCAGAUAGUGGUAUGUUCCAUGGCAGAUGUUGACUCACAUGUGUUAAUAUUUCUAUUACGUUGUAUAUGGGGCAAGUAACCCUGCCUGCAAGACACAUGCGGAAGUCGGUAUUAAACACUCCCUCUUAUUGGUGUUGUGUACAUCAAAGCUCCAAUUUACCCUGAUAUGGCCCUGUGUUACGAGUCCUGAUGCCAGCCUGUGAGACUGUUUGUGACAUCUUAAGAGGGUAUUGGAGUAUUCGUGUUCUCCAUGUCUUUGCACUCAGAGUGUUAAACACAAGAACAAUUAAUGUGGAAUUAAAGUUCAACUCAAUUUUGUGGUAUUUGCCCUUCUUCAUAUCCAUGGAACCAAAACACAACCAGCAAAUAUGUCUUGAGGAAUUUUUUUUCUCAUUUCUAAUUGGAUUGAAAAAUAUUCACUUGGGUCCUUUCCUUCUUUUAUUGACUCCUUUGCUAUCUGUACAAAUAUGCACCCCUUAAAAUUAUGUAUACAAAAUUGUUUGAAAUAUACAUUCAUUAAAAAUAAUGACAUGUGUGAGAUUUGAAGCUGACAUGUGUUUGUUGACUGACAGUAAUAAUAUAUGAUUUAUACUUAAAUUGUUCUAUACUCUUGAUAAUAAUGUUACAAAGAAAUGUGUAAAUAUAUUUAUAUGUAUUCCAAGAAUUUUUGUGUAUGUAAAUGAAGCUGGGAAACCAAGAGAUGGCAUAUACAGUUGGGAUUGAUGCAUCAUAAAGUUUCAGCUAAAUAAGGAGAUCAUAAACUUUACACUAUAAAUCAUGGCUACUUUUUUUAAAUAUGUUCCUGCAAUGAAGCGAGAACAUCUAUGAGAUAUCUACAAAAUAUGAAAUUUCGUUCUCAGAAGUAAAAAAAAAAAACAUGUUUUUUUUUUCAUCAGAAUUGAUCGAUUGUGAAUAAUAUCCUGAUUGAUUUUUGUCUCACCUGCAUAGCAGAGUGAGACUAUAGGCGCCGCUUUUCCGACGGCGGCGGCGGCGGCGGCGGCGACGGCGACGGCGGCGGCGACGGCGGCGGCGGCGUCAACACCAAAUCUUAACCUGAGGUUAAGUUUUUGAAAUGACAGCAUAACUUAGAAAGUAUAUGGACCUAGUUCAUGAAACUUGGCCAUAAGGUUAAUCAAGUAUUACUGAACAUCCUGCCUGAGUUUCAUGUCACAUGACCAAGGUCAAAGGUCAUUUAGGGUCAAUGAACUUAGACCAUGUUGGGGGAAUCAACAUCAAAAUCUUAACCUAAGGUUAAGUUUUUGAAAUGUCAUCAUAACUUAGAAAAUAUAUGGACCUAGUUCAUGAAACUUAUACAUAAGGUUAAUCAAGUAUCACUGAACAUCCUGCAUGAGUUUCACGUCACAUGACCAAGGUCAAAGGUCAUUUAGGGUCAAUGAACUUUGGCCAAAUUGGGGGUAUCUGUUGAAUUACCAUCAUAACUUUGAAAGUUUAUGGAUCUGAUUCAUGAAACUUGGACAUAAUAGUAAUCAAGUAUUACUGAACAUCCUGUGCAAGUUUCAGGUCACAUGAUCAAGGUCAAAGGUCAUUUAGGGUCAAUGAACUUUGGCCAAAUUGGGGUAUUUGUUGAAUUACAGCCAUAAAUUUGAAAGUGUGUUGGUCUAGUUCAUAAAACUUAGACAUAAUAGUAAUCAAGUAUCACUGAACAUCCUGUGCGAGUUUCAGGUCACAUGAUCAAGGUCAAAGGUCAUGUAAGGUCAAAGAACUUUGGCCACGUUGGGGGUAUUUGUUGAAUUGCCAUCAUAUCUCUAUAAGUGUAUUGGUCUAGUUCAUAAAACGUGGAAAUAAGAGUAACCAAGUAUCACUGAACAUCUUGUGCGAGUUAUAGUAGUUUUCAAAAUCAGCACUGCUGCUAUAUUGAAUCGCGUGAUGCAGGUGAGACGGCCAGAGGCAUUCCACUUGUUUUACUUAUUGCUGGCAUAUAUGAGCCAUUUUUUUUCUUAAUAUUUUUAUUCUUCAAAAUUGUAUAAAUUGUUUGACCAGGAAAUGAGGGGUGCCACUUGGAGAAGUGAUCUGUAUCUGCAUUGGUGAAUAUCAUAAUUCAAUUUAAUUUCAUACACUCAUUUGGAAAUAAUACAAUCUCAUGUUGGUCUGUUUUGAAUAAUGAUUUUGCUUGAUAAAUGUGGCUUGAAUAGUACUGUUGAGAUACACAAGUUUAAUGUCAUACCAUAAGUUUUGAGUGUGUGAUAUUAUAAUAUGUGGAAGAAGAAAUAGAGACAUUUUUAAAGCAUAAGCUGUGUGUUCAUUUCAUUUCUUACUAGGAGAAGAACAGCACAUGGUAGUUAAUUUAUUUACUGAGCUUAUGAAUGUGUAUUAUUUCUGAUUAUUAUAGUGUAUAAACAGUUUUAGGAAAGGUAUGCACAUUUUCCAUUAUGUUUUGAAUCAAAGCUAAAGGACUGUCCUUCUCUUUCAUUUAGACAUCUCUUUC